Molecule: messenger RNA, 2112 nt
Organism: Dreissena polymorpha
Lineage: Eukaryota; Metazoa; Mollusca; Bivalvia; Myida; Dreissenidae
Product: heat shock 70 kDa protein 12A-like
Exons: 3
Coding region: 1-1317 (438 amino acids)
Molecular function (GO): ATP binding; ATP-dependent protein folding chaperone
Source: RefSeq, a predicted model, not a curated record
AUGUCGCUUAAGUAUCUACAGAAACACCUGCUGGACGCUUUGAGCAUGAGUAAAAAUGGGACGAGAGAAACUGACAUCAGAUACAUAAUUACCGUACCAGCUAUCUGGGGCAUAGCUGCUAAACAGUUCAUGAAAGAAGCAGCGAUUGAGGCUGGAAUCGUUGGCAACCGUGUAAAAUUGGCGUUGGAGCCGGAGGCAGCCGCGGUCUGUUGUGAGGCCCUCGGUCACACGUUAGCGGGACAAAAGUUCAUGGUCGUCGACAUUGGAGGUGGAACUGCUGACAUAUCUAUCCACGAAAAACAAAGUGAUGGCUCACUGAAGAAUAUUCACGCCCCUAGCGGCGGUCCGUGGGGCGGAAUAUAUGUCGAUGCAAACUUCAUAGCGUUUAUGACAGAAUUAUUUGGGACAAUUGCCAUUAAUGCCUUACAACGUAAAGACAUGUACGAUUACUUUGAUAUGAUCCGUGAUUUUGAGGUAAAGAAGAGGAAAUUCGGGUUUGAUUCUCAGACCGACAUCACAUUUCGCAUCCCAAUGGUACUCAAGGAAAUUUUAUAUGAGCAGCAUCAAUCUUUAUCCGACAGACUGGAAUCUUUGAAAUACGGUAAACGAGUUUUCACCAGAGGAAGAGAUAAAAUUGGUGUCGACUCGUCAAUAAUGCAUAGUUGGUUCUCUGAUCCAGUUUCCAAGACGGUGAAUCACAUAAGCAGUGUUCUAAAAGAAGACCAAAUGAAAGAUGUCGGUCUAAUAAUCUUGGUUGGAGGUUUUGCGGAAAGCCCAUACGUACAGCAGAGGAUUAAGGAAGAACUACAUGGAAAACAGGUGAUAGUUCCUGGGGAGGCGGGUCUCGCCGUGCUGAAAGGAGCCGUGAUGUUUGGACACAAGCCUGACAUCAUUUCAUCCAGGGUUAUGGAUUACACGUAUGGGAUAAGUGUAUGGGGAAACUAUGACGAGAAAAUACAUCCUGCGGAAAGGAAAGUAUACCAAGACGGGAAAUGGAAAGUCAAACACUUUUUCGAGGUUUUUGUAAGAAUUAAUCAAGAGAUGCAAGUUGAUUCCAAGGUGACAAAUUUCACCUACCCUACAAGUGAAUAUAGUGUAAUUAAGAUAUACAGGACAAGAGACAGGGAUCCGGCAUUCACAAACGAUCCUGGAUGUGAACUUCUCGGUAAAAUUCGAAUAGAGAACGACAAAGGCAUUCCUCUGAAGGAACAGUUAAAUAAGACAACGUUUAUGUUUGGAGACACCGAGUUGCAUAUAUUUUGUGAUAACGUUAUGAAUGGCAAAGUAGAGACAUUAACACUUGACUUUACCAAAUAAAACUGUCACUAUAGAUACGCGGAUUUUACCACUUUUGACAGUACUAAUCUGUUACAAUUCAUGAAUAUACGGUUAUUAUUUAUGUUCAGACUGCAUGGUUUGAUAGAAGAACCGAACGAAUUAUUGUCUUUAGAAAGAGCGUAUACAAUACUCCAGUUAAAUAAGCGGUUAUUUAAAUUUCAAAAGUGUGCAUAUUGUGUAAUGUGUAUUUAUCCAAUAUGAACAUUAGGUUAAAAUCAUAAUCCUUUAUACAAAUAGACACACAAGUAAAAAAUGGACCUUGCUUGUAUCCUUUUAUUUAAAAGAAGACUAAUCGAUUACAGCGAACAGGGUGAUAUAUCUUGAAGUUUAUUACUCAUAAAACAUCGAAUACGUUUAUAGUUAUUAAAAAUGUAACAAUACUUUUUUUUAAUUAGCACAUAAAACCACCGUGAAUUGUGAAUAAUGCAUGCUUAAAUUAUUGAGAAUACAUGACUACAUAUCGUUUUGUUUUGUGCUUUUUACUGCAUAUAGUUGUGUAUUUUUAUAGCAUUAAUGUUAUUUCACUUUAUUCGUUUUGCUUACAUUUGAUGUUUAGGAUAGGACAUGCUACAUCAAAUAUCCGUUAAAAUGUAUAACCUGUAAGAGGUACUAGAAUAAGUUCUUUGUGGUUUCAAUAUACUUUAUAGCACGCCCUUAUAUCUUUCGUGUUAAUAACGAACGAAUAUACCAAAAACACAGCAUCUGGUUUGUUUUGGUCGCAAUAAAAUAUAAUUUUUGUCGAUCUUUUCAUAACGAAUUCUAUAGUUCUUUAUA